Molecule: messenger RNA, 1206 nt
Organism: Racocetra fulgida
Lineage: Eukaryota; Fungi; Glomeromycota; Glomeromycetes; Diversisporales; Gigasporaceae
Source: the annotation of a GenBank genome assembly
AUGGAAAACCAAUAUGAUGUACCUUCUCCUGUUUACACCAUAUUUCCCUCGGUAAAUACUUCCCCUAUUCAAUUACACUCGAUGAUUCAUUCCGACACGAUAAUAUCUUCGAAUCCUUGCACGGGAGGCUUUAUGUUACCUAGCCCAAAACCUAAUGGUGGUAUUUUGUUGACCGUUUUUCAUUUUGUAUCAACUACCAAUCCUUAUGAUAGUAGCUAUCCGCCGACGCCAACUACUCCUCGUAAUGAAUCUUUUUUUCCGAUGACUCCUCCGAUUGAAACAAAUCCUGCUAUUUAUUAUGAUCGGGGUCAAUACCUCCUCCAUUUUGCAAAACCUCGUGAUCCAUUUCAAGCGUUUAAAAAUUUCGUGAUUGCCACGAAUUUAGGUUCACUGCGUGCAAAACACCAAGUUGCUUAUUGCUUGCAACAUGGUAUUGGUGUGGAAAAAGAUGAAAAAAAAGCCGUUGAAAUCUAUUUAGAAACUGCCAAUUCUGAUCCUCCAAUUGCUGCUAGUUUAUGUCAAUUAGGAAUCUGUUUUCAGAUUGGCAUUGGCGUUGAAGUAGAUCCUUCGCGUGCUGUUAAAUAUUAUGAACGCGCUGUCCAUAUCGGAAAUCCGGACGCAAUGUUCAACCUUGCUUACUGUCUUCGUCGUGGCAUUGGCACGCCUGUUGAUUGUCAGCAUGCCUAUAAUCUUUACCUGCGUCUUGCGGAGUUAGGUGACCCGCAAGGUAUGAAAUUUGCCGGAAAUUGUUAUUCCGCUGGAAUAGGUACUCCCAAAAAUGACGCUGAAGCUUUCAAGUGGUUUCAUCGGUCAAGUGAGUGUGAUCACUAUUGGGGCGGUAAAAUGGAAUACGCGUUAUUACUUUACGAAAGUGCCAUGUCUGCUAUUGAACUUGGCCAUGUUGCUCUCGACUUUGCUGCCCCGAACUUUUGUGAAGCUUUCCACUUGAUACGCGAAGUAUGCGAAAAUUUCCCCUCUUGUCCUGGUCUUAAUAAAUUAAUGCUGGGUAAAUUUUAUCAUUUUGGCAUCGGAUGCCAAAAAGAUUUUCAAAAAGCUUUACAGUGGUACGAGAAGGCUUUAAAAAGUUACUUCAUGACUACCCAAUCUUUGAGGGAAUGUGAAUCAUUAAUCAAUGACAUCCGUCAAAGCUUUGAUUCUUCAUUAUCGACAGCCAUUAAAAAUGAAAUAUUAAUAGGAGGGUUUUGA